GGUGAAAGCAUAUCACGUAUAUGGGUUCGUAUGCAUGAAAUCACCAGCACCCCAGUCGAGACAUCGCAACAUGGCCGGCGCAGUGGCCUUCCUGUGUUUUAUAUUACUGUCCCUAUCAGCAGCAUCUGAUGACAAUGAGUACCUGCAGCGUUACAAAGAUUACAUCCAGUCUGUGUCUAACAACGCCACCUAUGUCAGCAUGAUGAGAGCAGAGGAGGAACACCAACACCACCCUAAGGUAGCUGGGUCCCCCUUCCCCUGCACCGUGUACCCGGCGUCUCCGACAGUGCCAACGUCAGUUCACGCUCUGCGACCUGGAGACGUGAAGGUCGUCGGAGCCAUGGGGGACUCCAUCACAGCGGCCCUGGGGGCUGACGCCAGCAACAUAUUGGGGAUGCUAACUGAGUACAGGGGACUCUCCUGGAGUAUUGGCGGAGAUGGAACCUAUGAAGACCAGGAAACACUACCGAACAUCCUCAAGAGAUACAACCCUAAGUUAAAGGGGUACUCCGUCGGUACAGGAGACAAGGAGGACAAUGCUCACCUGAACGUUGCCGAUACUGGCAGCGAAGCCGCGGACCUUCCGAGACAGGCAAGAGUUUUGAUAGACCGGAUGAAGAAUGAUCCGGAGAUUGACCUUGAGAACGACUGGAAGGUCAUCACAAUCAUGACUGGCGGGAACGACAUCUGCGACGUAUGCACUGAUCAGGAAGGGCACAGCCCCGAACGUUAUAUCGAGUCGGUGACCUCUGCCCUGGACCUGCUUCAGACAGAGGUUCCCCGAGUGUUCGUCAACCUGGUAGAGACGAUCAAUGUGGAGAUCGCUAAAGAGCUCAACAAGGGAUUUCUUUGUACUGUUCUACACGUCGCGUGCAAGUGUGCGGCGUUCCCUGAUGGCGAGGAGGGGGAGGAGAUUGUGGUGCAGACGACCAAAGCAUACCACUCUCAGACAGAGCAGCUGGUCAAUACUGGCCGUUACGACACCGAGGACGACUUCACUGUAGUAGUGCAGCCAUUCCUCGAGGACACAUUCCUGCCAAGAACGGCUGAUGGCGAACCUGACUUCAGCUUCUUUGCCCCCGACUGUUUCCACUUGAGCAGUAAAGGCCAAGCCGCUGCUGCCAAUGGUCUAUGGAACAACAUGAUCGAGCCUGAAGGAAGCAAGCGUGUCAGCUGGGCUCCCGGUGAACCUAUCGACUGUCCAUCUGAGGCAUCCCCGUUCUUCUUUACCCGUAAGAACAGCAACGUGACUGGGGGUGUUAUGAGAGAUGGUGCCCCGUUGACUAGUGGCGUGAAGGGGAACUCUGUGAAUGAGGCGGAGAAUGAGGAGAAGAUAAGUGCCAACAACACAGGGGGCUCAGAGGACCACACAGUCGUCAUCGGAACGUCGUUUGUCGUACUGGCGGUGGUGGGGUUGAUACUGACGGCGUUGUGGACUGCAAAUAAACGCCGACGUGUGGGUGCCAACAAGUACCAAACGAUGGACGAGGACACGCUGUGGGAGAAACCUAACUAUGCGACCAAGAUUAUCAAGCAACACUCGCCACUUGAUCACAUGACCAACAAAAAAAGAACACGAAGAAGAAAACAAUUAAUUGAAGCUCCACGACUGAUCAUGACGGACACAUCAAGUCUGCGAGUUUUAUGGCUCAUGGCAGUAUACGUGACUAUCCCAGCAUGCCACGGCAGCUAUGACGACUACAGGGCGUGGCUCUCCAAGGCAGCCAGCAACUUUACCUUACAGAGAGACUUCAGCAAACACCUGCAUCUCUUCAGGGAAGACCUUCAGGUUAUAUAUCUGAGUGAAGGCCACUUCCAUGAUGGAGCAUUUCCCUGUACCACCUAUCCCCCGUCACGACGUACUCCUGUAUCAGUUCACCGCUUGAGGCCAGGUGACAUUCAGGUUGUGGCAGCCAUGGGCGACUCAAUCACAGCGGGAAAUGGCAUUACAGCGAAAACGAUUAUGGACAUGCGCAGACAGGACCGCGGCCUUUCAUGGAGCAUAGGCGGAGAUCGGGAUUACACCUACCAGCCAACCAUACCAAAUAUUUUGAAGAAAUACAACCCCUGGCUGAGAGGAUUCGCUGUUAAAAGUGGCAGCGUGUGGAGUAGGGAAGCUCACCUUGAUGUAGCCGAACCAGGAGCCGAGUCCGCUUCCUUGACCAAGCAGGCAGAGUUGUUGAUAAAGAGGAUGAAGAAUGAACUAUUUGUGGACUUCAGAAACGACUGGAAACUCAUUACCAUCUUCAUCGGGGGUGAUGACUUGUGUUCCUACUGCAAGGACAUGGGGCACUACAGCGCCAGCAACUACGUCGAAAAUGUACGGCAGGCCCUCGACAUCCUCUACUCCAGCAUCCCCCGCGCCUUCGUCAACCUGGUGGCGGUGAACCACGUCGACGUGAUGCAGGGGAUGAACCUCGGAAGCAUCUGCUCCAUCCUUCACCAGUUGUUCUGUUCUUGUGGCUCCUAUCCCCGGAAUGAACUGGACGCUCGGCUGUUACACCAGGCUGCUGACGACUACAACGACGGCCUGGAGAGGCUGGUGGCCAGUGGGAGAUACGACGACAGGGACGACUUUACAGUGGUCGUACAGCCGUUCUUCAGAGAUGCCAAGCUACCCAUGAAGGGAAACAAACCAGACUUGUCUUACUUUUCGCCGGACUGUUUUCAUUUUAGUCAGAAAGGACAAGCAUUUGUUGCCAGGGCGCUCUGGAAUAACAUGAUCCACCCUGUCGGGGCAAAGAGAACGACCAUACUUCCCGGGGAAGCCCUUCAAUGUCCUAGCGAGCUAAAUCCAUACUUCUUCACAAGCAAGAACAGUGUCAACUAUCAAAGUAAGCCGAUACGUACCACUUUCCCUUUCAGACGUGACGUUGGCAGUUACACAUUCUCGCUACGUAUAUCGAUUAUACGACCGCACUCAUCGAGAGUGGUAUCUCGUGUAGAUGUGGAGAACGGACCGAUGAUGACAUGGACACACUUUCUCCUCGCAGCCGGACUUGUAGCAGCAUGUCACGGCAGCUAUGACGACUACAGGGCGUGGCUCUCCAAGGCAGCAAGCAACGUCACCAUACAGAGAGACUUCAACAAACACCUGCAUCUCUUCAAGGAUGACACACAGGACUAUGGGACACCUGCGUUUCCAUGUACACCCACCCCGAGGUCAGACGUCUCGCCCACUUCAGUUCACAGAUUGACCCCUGCUGAUGUCCAAGUGGUGGCGGCCCUGGGCGACUCCAUCACGGCCGGGACGGGAAUUACAGCCUGCACCAUUAUUGGACUCCUCUGGCAGGACCGGGGACUGUCUUGGAGCAUCGGCGGCGAUGGCGACUACAACUACCAACCAACUAUUCCAAAUAUUGUGAGAAAGUUCAACCCGAACGUGAAAGGGUUCUCCGUGAAGAGCGGCUCGGCGAGGAGCAGGAACGCUCACCUUGAUGUUGCAGUACCAGGGGCCAAAUCAGAGGAUAUGGUUGAGCAGGCCGAGUCUCUGGUAGAACGGCUGAAGUCCGAACCAGGGGUCGACUUCAAGAACGACUGGAAGCUCAUCACCAUAUUCAUCGGCGGCAAUGACCUGUGCGACUACUGUGAGGAUAAGGGGCGCUACAACGCCAGCAACUACGUCCAACGUGUACAGAAGGCCCUCGACAUCCUCCACGCAGGCAUCCCCCGCGCCUUCGUCAACCUGGUGGAGGUGAACCAUGUGGACGAGAUGAAGAAACUCAACAUUGGCCUUGUCUGUUCAGUAGCUCACCUGUUUAUAUGUCGUUGUGCCGCCUACCCUGGCAGCGAGGAGGCGUCACAGCAACUUCAUCAGGCAACGGAAGACUACGACACCGCGCUGGAGAAGCUGGUGGCCAGUGGGAGGUACGACGACAGGGACGACUUCACAGUGGUCCUACAGCCGUUCUUCAAAGAAACGAUGCUACCCUUAAAGGACGGCAAGCCGGAUCUCACCUUCUUCUCCCCAGACUGUUUCCACUUCAGUAGACGCGCUCACGCCGCAGCCGCCAUCGCUUUGUGGAAUAACAUGAUCGAGCCAGUCGGUGAGAAGAGAAGGAGCUGGUCGCCUGGUCAGUCGCCCAACUGUCCUACUCCGGACAACCCCUACUUGUUCACAAACAAAAACAGCCACGACAGAAGGUGAGGGUCUGCACACCCACCCACCAAUCCCUUGGAUCCGGUUUUACAGCACAGAUUCACUAAUCAUGUACAAUCAUUACUUACGACCCAUGUUCAAGCCGUGCCCUUCCACAAAACGUCUGAUAUGAGCACAACCAACCACAUCGAAUGUUAUCCUGAUUUGGUUUUAUACCUCCCAAACAACACCCAUGUGUGAUCCCGCCAAGCGUUCUUGUUCACUCGUGUCAUUCCGGAACAAGUCGCACUUUCCGGAAAGGGGCGAGUGUGGACGACUGACCAAACAUCUUCAUCACAGCGUCAGCAACAGAAAGCGUCACAAAACGUACAAGUCUUUCAGCAUUAUUCAGCAUUACUCAAAUACUGUCAACCGAAAUGGAUCUUUGUAAAUCGUGCCUUUACGUUUCCGAUGCAAUAACUUAAAAGUGACUCAAUACUAACUUCCAGCAUGUGAUUUACUGCACAUGCACUGAAAAAUUGUUGCUUGUGUUUACUUGUAAACAAUGAAAACAUGUUGCACGUGUUUAGUCUUAGCUAUGAAAACAUGUUGCACGUGUUUAGUUUGUAGAUAUGAAAACAUGUUGCACGUGCUUACUUCUUAUCCAUGAAAACAUGUUGCACGUGUAAGCCAUGAAAACACAUUGCACGUGUUUACUUAAGCUUGUAAGCCAUGAAAGCACAUCGCACGUGUUUACUGGUAAGCCAUUAAAAAUUGUUGCAUGUGUUUACUUGUAAGCCAUGGAAAAUUGUUGCUCGUGUUUACUUGUAAACAAUGAAAACAUGUUGCACAUGUUUAGUCUUAGCUAUGAAAACAUGUUGCACGUGUUUACUUUGUAGAUAUGAAAGCAUGUUGCACGUGCUUACUUCUUAGCAUAGUCAGAUCACAAUUAUAUCAAACAUUUCCGAUAUUGUCUUGAUUAACCUUCGAGAGUUAUGGAAUGUACCUCACAACAUAUAGGUUCUUGAUUUGCUUGUGGUGAACUGUGGUAUACGCAACCGACAAUGAAUAGGAUGUCUCUUGUCCGAUUACCGUUCUAGUCUAAGGAAUGUUAAUGGGUCAUUGUUAUUUUAUUUGUAAAUUAAACCUGUUUAUAACUAUAAUUUAUUAUGAAAAACGUUAUUAAAUUAUUUAUGUAAAA
This is a messenger RNA of Haliotis rubra (blacklip abalone), 5279 nucleotides long. RefSeq names its product phospholipase B1, membrane-associated-like. Gene Ontology annotation, molecular function: glycerophospholipase activity. The transcript has 41 exons. Lineage: Eukaryota; Metazoa; Mollusca; Gastropoda; Lepetellida; Haliotidae. Gene Ontology annotation, biological process: phospholipid metabolic process. Bases 35 to 4147 code for a protein of 1370 amino acids. The record is from RefSeq and is a predicted model, not a curated record.